Messenger RNA from Penaeus monodon (black tiger shrimp), 834 nucleotides. RefSeq names its product cuticle protein 8-like. The coding region runs from base 1 to 750 and encodes 249 amino acids. NCBI's taxonomy places the organism in Eukaryota, Metazoa, Arthropoda, Malacostraca, Decapoda, Penaeidae. The transcript has 6 exons. The record is from RefSeq and is a predicted model, not a curated record. Gene Ontology annotation, cellular component: extracellular matrix.
AUGGGAAUCGCAAUGGAAUCCCAAACCAGGUUACAUCCAGACUCUGGUCGCAUCACCUUGCUCGCCAGUUGUGAAAAUGCGGAAGACCCAAUGAGGAAAGAAUCAAGACUCUUUGUUGUCAUGUAUCUUUUAAAAGUAUGUGAUUCAACAAUUUCUGCUUUUCAAGAAUUAAAUCCCUGCCCGUUAAAGGUGCACUGUGGUAAUGCAAAUGUUAAAAUGGUUCUGUUAAUGCUGCGGUCAGCUGACAUUGAUAUUUUAGAUGUUUCCUCUCCAAACUAUGUCUGGCUAAUUCUAUUCAUUUCAAUGUUAUUAUUGUCGUUCCAGUUGAGCGUCGCGUUGGGUCUGGCAGCUGCCUCUCUGGCCGCUCCGUCACAGCCUCCCUACGGAUACUCUCCUCCUCCCUCUUAUCAGUCUCCAGCUCAGUACAACUUCGAUUGGGUCGUGAAGGACGACUACUCCGCCAACGACUACGGCCACCAGGAGUCCCGCGAUGGCUACAACACACAGGGAUCCUACUACGUGCAGCUUCCCGACGGUCGCCUGCAGAAGGUCACCUACUACGUGGACGGCGACUCAGGCUACGUAGCCGAGGUCACCUACGAGGGACAGGCUCAGUACCAAGCCCACCAACCUUCCUACCAUCCUACACCUGCAUACCAGCCUACCCCUUCAUACCACACCACCCCUUCAUACCAUCCCACACCUUCGUACAGACCUACCCCUUCUUACAGGCCAAGACCUCAUCAGUGAAAAGCUAUUAAAAAAAAUAACAUAUAAAGCAUAUUCAUAUUUACUAUUUUUGUAACUGUCUAUCAUAAAAUAGAUAUAUAUUGA